Molecule: messenger RNA, 1467 nt
Organism: Brettanomyces nanus
Lineage: Eukaryota; Fungi; Ascomycota; Pichiomycetes; Pichiales; Pichiaceae
Exons: 1
Coding region: 1-1467 (488 amino acids)
Biological process (GO): ubiquinone biosynthetic process; isoprenoid biosynthetic process
Cellular component (GO): transferase complex
Molecular function (GO): prenyltransferase activity
Source: RefSeq, a predicted model, not a curated record
AUGCUAAACAUUCGCUUACUCCGCAGUUAUCAAUCUAGGAUCCUCGGGUCAUUCAGUCAUCGCUCGUUCCACUUUUCUUCCUGCCGACAUGUUUCGUCCUACUCUGCAGCUGUAGAGGCUGGAAAUAAACUUGUCAAUCCACAACCCAAGAAAGUGGUCAACGAUCCCUUUUUCCUUGUUUCCGAGGAGAUGAAGUCUCUUGUCAAGAAUAUCGGUGCCCUCAUUGGUUCUGGUCAUCCCACCUUGAACCGUGUGGCCUCCUAUUAUUUCGAGUCAAGAGGAAAAAACGUCAGGCCGUUAAUUGUCUUACUGAUCUCCAAAUCCCUUUCGGAAAUUCCUCAAGAGGAAAGGACAAGGAUCUCUGUUGAUUCCAGCGAUAUCAAUGAUCAGAAAGAAUACCGAGGGGUUAGUAGUACCAUGUCGUUUGCAGGUGCAGACCCUGAGCAUUCAAUUACUCCGUUGAAGAUUCUUUACGGUAUCAAUCCAAAGAUGAUUCUAAACCCCUUGAGUAAACCAUUUGAGCAGAGUGCUGCUGUCAAGAGGAUGGAUGAACAGAACGGUAUUCUUCCCAGACAGAGAAGACUUGCAGAGAUUACUGAGAUCAUUCAUACCUCCUCGUUGUUGCACGACGAUGUGAUUGACAUUGCGGAUUCUCGAAGAGGACGUCCUAGUGGAAACAUUGCCUUCACCAAUAAGAUGUCUAUUUUGGCAGGUGAUUUCUUGCUUGCCAGAGCGUCGGUUGCGCUAUCGAGGCUUAGGAACAACGAGGUGACUGAGUUGAUGUCAACAGCUAUCGCCAACUUGGUGGAAGGAGAAUUUAUGCAGUUGAAGAACACGGUUUUUCAACCGAAGGUCAGUGAGGUCAUUAACGGCGGUGAAGUCAAGCGAGUGCCUGAACCUACAGGUCGCGUGCCAAUGAAAGUCCCGGAAUAUACAUUGCAACAACCCGUUUCCAUUUCUCACGAAGAGAAUGUCCAGGCCGCUUUCGAAUACUAUCUCCAUAAGACAUAUUUAAAGACUGCGUCUCUCAUGUCCAAGUCUGCACGCUCUGCUGCCGUUCUUUCUGGAUGUAACGAUGAAAUGAUCGAUCAUUGUUACAAUUUCGGCCGUAAUUUGGGUCUCUGCUUCCAGAUCGUUGAUGAUAUGCUCGAUUACACCACCAACGAAGAUGUUUUAGGAAAGCCCGCUGGUGCAGACCUUAAAUUGGGUCUAGCUACUGCCCCUGUACUUUUUGCCUGGCAGAUCAAGCCGGAAAUCGGCCCCCUAAUUGCACGUAAAUUCAGCGCUCCGCACGACGUUGAAAUUGCUCGUACUGCUGUCGUUGAGGCUGGCGGUGUGUCCAAGACGAAGAAGCUGGCAGAAAAGUAUCGGGAUGCUGCUUUAGAACAUUUACGUUGUCUUCCUGAGUCUGAUGCUAGAAGUGCGCUAGAGUUCCUUACUAAUGCUGUCGUUACCAGAAAUAAAUGA